This is a messenger RNA of Paramecium octaurelia, 4948 nucleotides long. The record is from the annotation of a GenBank genome assembly. NCBI's taxonomy places the organism in Eukaryota, Ciliophora, Oligohymenophorea, Peniculida, Parameciidae.
AUGUCAUUAAGUUUGGGUGAAUUGAUCAAUCAAUCAUUGGACAAAAUCAAAAAGGCAAUAACUAAAAAAUAAUUCGAAUUGAAAUAAAGCAUCGAUGAAGCUUAAUGUAACAUAUUAUUGCUUAUUUAAAAGAGCUCAAAGAAUAUUUCGAUGCUAAUCAUUUAAUAACAGUGUAUUAAUAGUGCAUUUAAUCCAAACAAGUCAAACUGAUUGAGUUGGCCUUAUUCGACAUUAAAGUAUUAAAUGGACUAAGAAUAGAAUUUAGUAGAACAAGGAUUUUUCGCUGGGGAAUAAUUGAUUGGAGAAAAAAGAGUGAUUGAAGUAAUCUUGGACAUUGUAAUCUCAUGUCAGUAAGAGAAGGAGGAAACAGUUCAAAUCCACAUGAUAAAAGCCAUAUAGGCAAUUAUGACCAACAGAAGGCACCAUAUAUAUGGGGAACUAAUCACUAAAGUGUUUUCAAUGCUCAUCAAUUUACAUGCAGGUAACAUGAUAUGUUCAAUAUAAUAGUCUCUAAAAUAGUUGCGAUUGUGAAUGCAAGCAAGGAGGCAUGUCAGAAGAUAGUUAGCACUUACUUUUAAAGAUUAGAGGAUUAUGGCAUUUUAACUGAGGAAGAAUUCCAACAAGCUAUUCAAAAACAGGGCAAUCAAGGAUAGUUGGUCUUAGGUAAAUGUAGAGCCAUGAUUAAUGCCGAACAAUACAUGAGGUCCUUGAUGACUUCCCUCAUUGAUGAGGUGCAGAUCUAUACUGAGAGGAAAUAAGUAUAUGAUAGACAAAUAGAAGAUUUAAACUAAAUGAAAGUUAUUAAUCUAGAUCUUCAUGAACCCAAUUUAAGAAAUGUAACAGUUGAAAAAAACUAGAUCUAAGUUAAUGUCACCAACGAACAAAAUAUUAAAAAUGGAAAAUUCGGAUGGUGCGUGGUGUGCAGAAACUCAGCAUCACAAUAUUGUAAAGAGACGAAAGUACCUAUUUGUAGCAAAGAGUGCAAAUUUAUACAUCUUAAUUAAAUGAAUAACUUCUCAUAAUGCUACCAACACUCAAGCAACAGCGACCAAUAUUGCAAGGAUGCCUUGGAAAUCUUGGAAAUGCUAUGUUAACUUAGUUAAAGAGAUAACACUAAUCCUUAAUUAAGUUAAAUGAUUAUCAAAUGUAAGAUCCUCUCUCUUGAAUUGAUCUAUGAGGCCUUGGCUUAAAGCGAUACAAUCCUAUAAAACAAACCCAAAUUAAUUUAAAUUUUAAAAGAACAAUUAUUGGAAUCUCUAUUAAAGAAUUCCCUAUCUACCGAGAAAUAACUACUCAUAUUGACACUCAAUAUCUUCAUUUAACUGAUAUGGAAAGUAAGAAGCCAUCUCAAAAAGGAACUAGAAGCUUUGAUUGAAAAUGUUUACUUUAAGUUCUUGGAUAGUAGCAACAGUUCCUUUGAUCAUAAAUAAUACACUCUCAAAGUGUUUAAUAAAAUCAUGACCAAACCCAGAGUCGUCAUUGAAAUCUUUGUUAAUUAUGAUUGUUCUUUAGGAUAAAAUAACCUCUUAAAAAAGAUACUAGAUAUGUAAUGCAGAAUCGUCUAAGGCAGAUUUAGCAAAUAAGAAUUCUAAGCAUCCAUUACUCAAAAUUAGGAAACCUAUUUAAAAUCCUUAUGUCUAGAUAAUUACUAUGGGUAUAUUAAAUGCCUUAAGGAAUUCUGCGAAUAGAAUGAAGACCAAUAAAAUGUCAUACAAGUUUAACAACUUGAAGAUCAAGAAGAAACAGCCAUUCAAUCAUAGCAAUUAUCACAAGAUCCCAUAGAGAAAUAAAAAUAGAUGAAAUUAGAAAUGAAUAAGGCUGUUCAGAAAUUCAACUUCAAACCUGAACAUUGUAUAAAACAUUUGCUUGCUUGUUAAUUUAUGGAGACGAGAGAUCCAAAAUUGUUUGCAUAAUUCCUAUGGGAAAAUAGAGAUUUAAACAAAGAUAAAUUAGGAGAAUUAUUUGGUUGUUCAAGCGAAUUCAAUUAAUAAGUAUUCCAAUAAUAUAUAGAUUUUAUGAACUUCAAAGACUUAUAAAUAGAUGAAGGCUUAAGAUAUAUGCUUGAAUUUUUUACCUUGCCUGGAGAAUCUCAAUAAAUAGAUAGAAUUAUGGAAAAAUUUGCUUCCAAGUAUUGCAUAGAUAAUCCUGGAAUCUAUUAAUCAGCUCAAGCUGCUUAUACACUAUCAUAUCUAUUGAUGAUGCUACAAACAGACUUACACAAUGAAAAAAACCUAGACAAAAUGACAAUUCCAUAGUUUGUUAAUUUGGCAAAAGGAAUUAAUGAUGGGGAAAAUCUUCCAUAAGAUUUAUUACUUGGAUUUUAUUAAAGAAUCCAGAAAACCCCUCUUGCAUUACAUGCCAAAGAAUAAGCUAAAAGAGCAUUAGAAUAAGCAAACUAAGUGGAUUAAAGGAAAAGACAUGCAAUGCUAGCAAAAGAGGCUGAAGAAUCUUUAAAAAAGUGGUUCAAGGAACAUCCUAAUUAAGAUGCAUAUUUCUAUGCGAAUUCAAUUGAGCAUGUGAAAUCUCUAUUAUAAUAAACUUGGAGUGCUAUUUUCGCUUCGAUUAGUGUAUUUUUAGAAUAAACUGAAGAUCAAUAAUAGAUUUUAUUAUGUUUUGAGACCAUCCAAUCCUUUAUUUAAUUGAUGGGUAGAUUCGAUUUAGAUGAAGAAAAAGAUACAUUUAUCAGUUUUUUAUAGAGAUAUUGUACUGGUAUUCCUAAUACCUAUCGAUAAAUUUUGGGUGUUUAGGCCUUAAUAAAAGCAGCUAUCUAAUCUGGAUAAUAUUUGCGCAAGAGUUGGAAAGUUGCCUUGUAAUUGGUUUCUAGGUUGGAGACCUUGCAUCAAGUUGUGAAGAAAAUUAAGGUUGAUUCGCCCUAGAAGGAGAAUUAUAAUUAGGAAGAUAUUCAAAAUAUUGAGAGAUUAUUUCAAUCUAUUUCAUACGAUUAGAUAGAUAAGAUAUUCAAUAUGUCUAUAAAUUUGGAUUCUAAUUCAAUCUUGGAAUUUAUAAGAGCCUUGUGUGAAUUAUCAAAAGAAGAAAUUAAACAAAAUAGAACAUUUUUGUUAAGUAGAAUGAUUGAAGUAGCAGAUUUUAACAUGGAUAGAAUUAAGAUUAUAUGGUCAAGAAUGUGGGAAAUAAUGAGGGAACAUUUCCUGGAAGUAGGAUGUCAUAAGAAUGUUGAUUUAGCAAUUUAUGCGAUAGAUUAAUUAAAAUAAUUGAGUUGCAAAUUCUUACAGUAACCUGAAUUAGCAAAUUAUCAUUUCUAGAAAGAGUUCCUCAUGCCUUUUGAAUAGAUUUUCAGCCACAGUCAAGCACAGUCUCAAUAUAAAAUAUAACUAAGGGAAUACUUAUUGUCUUGCAUGUGUAUGAUAACUAAUGUGUGUUUUAAUUCACUAAAAAGUGGUUGGAAAAUCAUAAUGAGUAUUGUUAAUUAGGCACUUCAAGAAGAUUAAUAAUAGCUCAUAAGAUUGUGUGUACAGAUUACAGAUAAGAUAAUGGAAGAUGUAAACAAUCAAUAGGUUAAUCAGGAAAUCUAUAUGGAAUUAAUUUAGGCUUUAAUUAAAUUGACCAAGAAUAAAGAUAUUAACAUUGUUGAAAAUGCAAUCAAAUAAUUGAAGACAUUGGUUGAUCACAUUGCAUUGAUAAAAAGAAAUGACAAUAAAUUCUUGGACUCAUUAUGGAUUCCUGUAUUAUCAUCAUUAUCUAUUUUAUACAGCGAUGAGAGAGUAGCUGUUCAAUAAUUGAGUGUCCAAACACUCUUUGAUUUGCUUUAAAAGCAUGGAGUCUAUUAAUCAAAUGAAUUCUGGAAAAUGAUAUUAAGAGGAGUUAUCAGACCAUUAUUCGAUGAAAUCCAAUUUUCUAAAUUACAAUAUACCAAAUAGUAGUAAUCCAAGAAAUCUAUAACUUCAACAUGCAAGAUGACAUUUUUAUUGUUUACAGAUUUAGUAAUUUCACAAAUUUAAUAAAUGUAACCUUGUUUGAAUGAUCUAAUAGACAUCUACAUUCAAUUGAUUUUGCAAACUCAAGAUGUAAUAAUAAAUAUUUAUAAAUAUAGCAUAUAUCCAUUUUAUGUCUUUAAUCACUUAGGAAAAUUAUCUAGAAUGUAGGUCAAUCACUGACUGAAGAUAACUGGAAUCUCUUGAUAGAAUAGAUCCAACAUUUACUGUCUUAAUGUUCUCCUACUGAGUUGUUUGAAGCUUUUAAUUUAGAUGAAGACUUUUAAAAACCUUUAGAUGAACUAUUAAAAGAGGAGAUAAGACCAAAGAAGUUUAGUUUCAAAAUAAAUGCCUAAGAGUGUUCAUCAAAAUAAUAGAUCUAAGAAAAAUGUUUGGAGAUUUUAGAAGUUUAAGUAACAUAAUUCUAAAACCAAAUCACUUAACAAAACAAACAAUUGAUAUUGCAAUUAUUUUAGGAAUAAUAUUAAAAAUGCAAAAGAUUCAACACUAAUAUCUAUAUGAGAUACUUUUUAGAACAAUGGGCAGUUUAAUGGAAUUUUGUUAAGAGAAGCUCAUAAGAAUUUGAUGAUUUAGAAAAUAAUAACACUACCCAAAGUAAACAAUUGAGUUUCAUCAAUGUUGAGUUUCUGGCAGCCAAAGUCAUUGUUUAACUUAGCAAUGACCCCUUAGCUUUUAUCGAAUAAUUGAUACAAAGAUUUCUAGAUGCUUAUAAUGGGUUUUCUUAACCUUUGCAUAGAUAAGAUAGCUUAAAUGGUAAUUUAGAACAAUUAAGGCAUCUUGAAUCUUAGAUUGUCAUCAGUAGAUUACAAUUAUUGUUUAUGGAAACUGUAUUCCCGUAAUUAAAAUAGAAUUUGAAAUCAAAGGUUGUAAGCAAAUGGCUGAUUUAAUUACUAAAGGCUGGGUUGAAUGUGUCAGGAGUUGAAAAUAAAGAAUAUAACAAAGUUUUAGUGAAUUUAUUAGAGGAAAUUAUAAAUUGUGAGAAUAAUGUAUUUUGA